AUGAAAUUCGGUGUCAGAUGCAGUAGCUCGUACUUCUUUGAUUAUAGCUACUUAUCUAGUAGAUAUCAAAACAAUAUACCUAUCGAACCCCCUUGUGAGUUCCCAAGUAUUCAACCCGCUUUAAAAUUUGCUACUGCACAAUGUGAGCAUCGCCCUGAUAGCAGCUUCGUAAAACAAAGAAGAAAAAGGACACAGACUCGAGUAAAAAGGUUAAUAAAAUCCCAAGAAACACGGAGCAAAAAACAGAAAAAUCAAAAAUGUGAAUGUCCCCCGGAAAAUGUACAAAUUGGUGAUGUGAAAAAGAAAUCAGUUUCAUGUUUAUGUCAAAAGCUUAAACCAGAGACCCUACAACUAGAUGAAGACCAUGCGGAUUUGAUUAAAAAUCAUUAUGUGACACCAACACAGACUGAUGAACAGAAAGCUAAUCGAAUUCAAGUUAUAAGAAAUGUAGCGAGCGAUUCUCAAAUAAAAAAUAUAUGUCCAACUUAUCCGUGUGCUGCUCCAAAAACUAGAAAAGCUUUGAGAUGCUUUUGUACAAGAAAAUAUCGGAAUAAAAAGAAAAAACGGGCAAUUGAUAAGAUAACUUGUAAAUACAAAGCACUGUGUAAGAAAAGAAUUAAAGAAGACGAAACGAACAUCAAAGUGUUAAGAAAGAACUUGCAAUACACGGAGAUUCCUUCUUUAUAUUCAGUAUACAGUUCUAUCUUAAGUAGUUUAAAGAACUUGAAACCCAAGAAAAAAUGUCAAAAUGUAGUAACACAAAUUAAAUCAGUACAAACAGAUUCACAAAUACAUACGGACAGAAAAAUAGGAAAAAUACCUUGUGUGUGCCCUAAACAUAGACAUGUUUCCAGACCUAAAAAUACAUCAGACAGUUCUAUAAUUAUGUCUAAGAGGAAGAGUCAAUUGAAACAACGCACACAAAUAGGCGACUCACGAAUACGGUCAAAGUCAUCAGGUCUAACCCAACCACAUGCUGAUAUAAUGCAAUUAAGCGAAUCAGUCCCAGUAACAAAGAAAAGGAGCAAAAAACCUAAUCAAAAAUUAAUUGAUUCUAGUAGUCAAACACGGAAAAAGCAACCCAGUUGCCUUUGUUCAAUCAAGCCUAUUUGCGUUUGUGAUAAAAAGUUCAAAAGUGUUUGUAAAUGUGACAAGUUUGGAAAGGCAGAACAUAUUACCAAACUUAAAGCGCCUUCAGAUAGUUCUAUAGUCACUUCUAAGAGCAAGAGUCAAUUGAAACAACACAUACAACUACAACCACAAUUGAGUCAAUCAAGUCCCAUAAGAAGGAAAAGUCGUAAAAAACGCAGGCAUUCAAAAAGUCAAACACAGAAACAGACACCCAGUUAUUGUCGUUGUUUCAAAGACUUACUUUGCGUGUGUGAUAAAAAAGUGACGAGUGUUUGUACAUGUGACUUAAUUAGAAAUACAGAAUAUAUUUCUAAACUUAAACAUAGUUCACAAAGUUAUAAUCAUCUAAUCACUUCUCAAGCUAAAAACGAAAUAAGCCAAAUCAGAAGCGCGAAGAAACCUAAACGUAUUCAUAUUUGUAAAUGUGAUCAACUAGUACAAGCACUUAAAUAUAUCGGUGAUAUAGGGAUAAUACACGACAAAGCUAAUGCUUUUCCUCAUAGUGAAAUGUUUAAUGAAAAAACUAAACCUACCAAAGUUACUUCAACAAGUACAAGUAGAAGAUAUUUUAGAAAGUCUGAUGGAAUUAAAGCAAGUAAAGAAAAAUCAAUUGCUAUUCGAAAGAAGCAUAAGCUGAGACAAACAUUCACUGAAGGUGAAUACAUUAAUGACAAAAAAGCUACAAAAAAAGAGGCAGAUUCACAUGUAAGUCCUAUAAUUAAAACGAGUAAACAACAAGACAAUAUUCGUAACGUGAUAAAAGAAAUUUUUGAGACUAGCAAAAAUGCAUAUAAGAAUAUUAUGGACCGUUGCCAUAAAAGAGAAGAAAAACGCAAUAAAAAAAAAGCUACAACAGAUAAAAGACAAUACAAGAACUCUAAGAUUAAAAGCCGAAAACCCGAAAUAGUUAACAAAGACAUUCCUUCAAAAAAGCUAAGUAAUAACUACAUUGCACAUAAUGUAAAAAUAGAAAGUAAUAGUGUUAAUGAUUCACGUGUAGUAAAAGAUAUGGAUCAUAUGUCAACUGUGAUAAAACAGAAGAAAAAUCAGCGACAAAAACCUCGUAGGCAUACAUCUCCAACUUUAUCUAAUCGCACAGUUGAUAACAAGCCUUCAACUGUAGUGACACCUUUAAAACGUAAAAUAGAAACUAGACAAGCUAAGGAAAAGCUUUUAGUAGCUAAUAAUCGCGUAGCAACUAAAAUGAAGAAAAAAUACAGAGAAAUUUAUCGUUUUAUGAAACAGAUUUGCGUCAGCAGUAAAAAUACCUAUAAAAAGGUUGUUGAAAAGCAAGCACACAAAAACAGAAGAAAAGAAAAACUUUUUUCUUAUUCUUAUCCAAAGAAAAGUCGUAGAUAUAGAGGAAAAAAAUCGAACCCAAAAGUUUCUAAAGACAAGGCAAGUAAAUACAUCCCCAUUAAACAUACCGUGAAGAAUAAAACAGAUAAUGUUAAAACUUCACAAGCACGUGUAAAAACAAAAAAUAAUAUUGAUGAUAUGACGAAUAAUAGAGAUCCAAUUGCAUCUAACGUCACAGCUGAUGAUCACAGAAAAAAUAAUGAUUCCAAUCCAAACGAUAGCCAAGAACAAACACUCAAAUGGUCCAAGUAUAUUAGAAGGAAAACAAGGAUACAUGACGAAUAUACACUUGAUAAAGAUGCCUUGUCUAAAUCUGUAAGCGGUUUAAGAUCCAUAAAUAAAAACACCCACUGUAAAUGCCGAGAUGCAGAAAGUCAACUUAAAUCUCGUAUAGUACACGAUAAAGCAAAGAAAACACUUGAUAUUGAGGAUCUAAAACUAAAUGAAAAGGGAGACAUUGAUAGGAAUGAGAUCAAACAUAAUCGUAAUCAACAACAACGACCAAAAAAUAUUCGUUACAAUAUUAUUGCAGUGUCGAGUCCCACGUCGGGUUAUAGGUCUUCAGCUUCAGUAAGAUAUUGCGAGUGCACAAAUACAGAGAGUGGUUAUUCUCUAUCAAAAAAUAAAUUAAAAAAGAAAAAGCGUAAUGAGACAGCUAUAGGUUUACCUAAGCCGGCAAUCAAUAUACAUGGAUUUGAAGAGCAGGUCUCCACUAACCAUGAUAAAAAAAGAAGCAACAUUAAGAAACAACUAAAGAGCUUGGGAAAUCACGUAGACACAUUGCCAUCUAAAUCUACAACAGCUAUAAGGUCUGCAAUCGUAAAGAGUUAUUGCGAAUGCGCCAAGCUUUCAAGAAAUAUACCUGGCCAUAAAGACCAAAACGUGAAUAGUAUAAUCGAGAAAAGAGAAACAAGGAUCCAUAAUUUCUUGGAUCAAAUGUUUUCAAAAGGUAACGGUAAAAAUAUACUAAAACAACAAGAAGCUAAACAAAGAGCUGCUAAAAAUUUACCAGUACGCUCCCAGUCUAAAGAUAAACACGAAUAUGAUAAAAUCGAAGACACAAAUAUAAAUAAAUUUAAAAAGAAGAAACAACACAAGAGUAACAAAUUUGCCAUAGAUUCACCACAAAGUUCAAAGCUUAAGGACACUGAAAACUAUUAUAAAGCAAAAUCAAAGAAAAGCGAAAUAUCUAAAUCUGUAAUUAAUUCACGGCCUUCUAGCAUAGCACGCUGUAAAUGUAACAAUUAUUUAAAAGGGCUCCUAAAUAAACGGCAAAAUCUUAAAGCUAACCAUUUACCUAAAAGAUUUGACUAUACUGAUAGUUCAAAAAUUGGAAAAAAUCGACCGGCGAAACAAAGAGAAGACGUGCCUGAUGAUAAAAAUACGAUAGUUGCGAAAUUGUCUGAUGCUUUUAAAAGUUCAAUGCCCGUUGAAGCAAUAACAGAUUGUAAAUGUGUAGAAGUUUCUAAAAGACGUUUAAAACUAAACAGUAAUAAAGCUAAGAAGCAAGAACCUAUAAACUCACAAAUUGAUACAACUGCAAUUAUAUCUAAAGAUACAGUGAAUCGUAAGGCCCCAAAUGUGAUAAGUAUAUGUAAAUGUAUGGAUAGAGACAGAGAUCAGUUUACUAUUAAAUACGAUUUCAAAAAACGAAGAAAUUAUUUGAAAGACAGUGUUGAUCGAGUCAAAACUAGUUCUAACUCAACUGAAGUUGCAAAAUUGUCUAAACAUGUGAAAAGUCUAAUACCCGCUGGACCAAUAAUAAAAUGUACAUGUGAAAAAGAUUCUAAAAGACAUUUUAAACCAACCAGUAAUAAAGCCAAGAAGCAAGAACUUAUAAACUCAAAAAUUGAUACUGCUGCAAUGAUAUCUAAAGAUAAAGGCCCAAAUGUAAUAAGUAUAUGUAAAUGUAAUUACAAAGUUAGAGAUCAGUUAAAAACUCGUACAAGUCCAGUUGAAGUUGCCAAAUUGUCUAAAACUUUUAUAAGUUCAAUGCCUGCUGGACCAUCAACAGAUUGUGUAUGCAGAGGUCAAGUUAAACAAUAUUUUCCAGUAAAAGAACGUUAUAAAAAUUAUGAGAAUCAUGGACAAAGUUAUGACAUUGUGGAUGCAAGUAUGAAUACAAAGAGACAGGCAAAAAGCAUUUACAGUUUACCUAAAAAAAUAUCUGCUAAACGUGAAGCUAAAGUAAUACCAUAUAAUGAAAUAACGAAUAGAAGGAAUAAAUAUGAACACAACCAAGUAAUUAAAUGCUACGCAAAAUCGGGACCCGAAUAUAUGUCAGAGAAAAAUAAAUCUGACUUCACAAGUCCAUUAGAAAAAUGUUAUUUAAAAAAAUAUAAUAAUACUGAAGGAAAACUGUGGAAAUUGAAGAAUAACCUGAUUACUCUAGAAAAUUAUAGGGCCACUGUUAUUCCUAGACCUAUGAUCGUUUCUAAGCCUACGUGUAAACAAUGUGAGUGUCGACACUUGCUAUUUAAAAAUAAGCGACUCCAAAAGAAGCAUAGGGUAAGAGAUUCACACCCCUUUGUAAAAACAAAUGACUGUACUUGCAACACGAUAGUUAGAUCGGAUCAAACUAACAAACUUGGAAAAAAUAUUGUGAAUAAAAGAACCUCAACACAAAAUUGCCCAUGUAGAUCUGCAAGAAAUUCUAAGUUAAAAAUUAAUCCUAAGCUCGCGAGCGUAGGACAACAAUGCAAAUCUAUAAAUAAAAUUGAUCCAUAUUCUACGUUCAAAAACAGAUGUACAGUAUCAACGCCAAGAACUAUUGCAUCUAAACCUAUUUUUAAAUUUAGAACUUUAAGGGAAGUAAAGGAUUGUGGAUACACGUCUAACAUUAAUGAAUGUAUUUGCAAUGAUACACAGAACGUUGGCUCCAGACCUGUUUCAAAAUUUAUAUCUAAGAGAGCAGUAACACCUAUAAUUAAUGAGUGUAUGUGCAAUAAUUCACAGACCGCAUCUAGAUGUGCAUGUAAAAAUAGGCAUACAAUUGCAGGAACAAAUAAUUGUUGCAGAAAUAGAAUAAGUUCAAAUUUUUCAAAAAAAGGUUAUUAUAAAAACGGGUAUAAAUGUGUUGAUAACGCAAAUAUUGAAACAAAGAAAUAUAGUAACUUCUUUGUCAAAAAUGUAUUGCAAACUUCAGACAUCCCUAACGUAGGUAGUGUAAUGCUGUUUUGUAAAUGUGGAGACAAAACUGUGCAGUCCAAAAAACACAAAUUUGGUAAAAGAAAGGGACAUUCGCAAAUAUGUACAAAAGUGUACAAUUGUGGCAACAAUUCAAGUGAUACGAAGAAACUUGAGAAACCCAAUUAUAAAAAAACCGUCACAGUUGUGUCUGCACCCACAGUUAGUUGUGGUUGUAUAAGUAAGGCAGGCCCUUACUUGGUAAUUGAAAAUCAUUCGAAAAAUAUAAACCCCAAUGAGGCACGAUUAAAUCCAAAAGUGGAUUACUAUAUUGAUAAUGCUAAUAUUAAGCUUUACAAUUCAAAAAGACCAAUUAAUAUAGCAACCAAGCCUAGUUGCUCAUCAGACUGCCCAAAAAGAAAAGCAGUUAAAAAACGUAAAACAUUAUCAUCUUGCCUGUGCAAAGAAAUAAGUAAAACGACCAGAACGAGAAGUAUGGAUGCUAAUACACUCACUGUAGCAAAUAAACAAUCGUUUUGUAGUUCUUUGUGUCAGAAAGUAAAUUCUGUAGUAAGACAAAGAAUUCCCUCAUUUAAUUUCUUAAAUAAUACGAGCAUGAAUGCAAUUCCAAACAGUCAAAUACAAGCAGACAAGACAAAGCGUACAUCUUUGGCGUCUUGUUUGUGUCGAAAGAUUAUGUUGUCAAGGUCAAGAAAAGAGAAGAAAAAACGUGCUAAACUAUUAGCCAAACAGGAAGUCCAGAAAAAUCGUUUGGGAAAGAUAUACAAUCGAGAAUUAAAGAAAAAAUUACAAGCUGAACAGAAAAAACUUAAAGCAGAAGCAAAAGAAGUAGCUGAAGUAGAUGAAUCAGACAACUUUUGCGAAUGGCCAGGAGUAUCAGAGGUUCCAAGACAAUGUCAGUUAUUGCAGAUGAAAUACAAGAGCAACCUUUAUAUCAAGCAUUUCAAUCUCGAAGUAAUACACUUAAACAAAGCAGAAUUAGGAAGAGAAGGAGAGCAUUAA
Arctia plantaginis is the source of this 6639-nucleotide messenger RNA. The record is from the annotation of a GenBank genome assembly. NCBI's taxonomy places the organism in Eukaryota, Metazoa, Arthropoda, Insecta, Lepidoptera, Erebidae.